CAGGGGGUUGGGGACUAGAUGACCUCCUGAGGUCCCUUCCAACCCUGAUAUUCUAUGAUUCUGUAUUCUAUCUGGCCUUUUAGAAACUCAUCUCUCCUUUCACAAAUUAUAUCUGCCUUGCUAAAUUACCUGUGGUUUUACUUGGGAGUGACUGUAACUGUCAAUACUUUGCUUGUUUCACCCUGGAACACGUCCCAGAACUGAGACGUUUCUUGGGGACAGAAGGGGGACACUGCUGCAGAAGCCCCUCCAUUAGAAACAAUGGAAUUAUAGUAAUUUACCCACCCCGAGCAUUCAAGAAACCAUGAGUCAGCGCCCUGCCCUCCCAAAAAAAUACAAGAUUGGCUUAAAAAAUCAUGAUUUAAAAAAUAAUAAAUGGGGGAAGGUUUUUUUUAUUCCUUCUCUGGUCUUUGAGCCUCUAGGGUUUGUGUUUCGUAUGCCACCAUGAGGGCUCGACAAUUACUACGCUGAAAUUCCUGUGUAAUGACAUGAUGCAGGGGGACUGGGGCUUGAAGAAAAACACCAGCUCUGAGACUUGUGAUCAAACCAUGAGAGCUGGCAACAUGGAGGCGAGUUUGGGUUCCCAGGGAGAAGCCGGGACCUGGAGCCAGGGGGACUGCACCAGCAGCUGACACCCCACCGCAGCCAUGAGCCUGGAGCCCCCCAAGCUGGAGAUCAAGUCAGCCACCGGGGUGACUGGAGGGCCAGCCACCCCCAGGAAAGGGCCCUCCAAAUUCAAGCAGAGGCAAACCAGGCAGUUCAAGAGCAAGCCACCCAAGAAGGGGACCCAAGGGUUCGGUGAUGACAUCCCUGGCAUGGAGGGGCUGGGAACAGACAUCACCGUGAUUUGCCCCUGGGAAGCUUUCAGUCACCUGGAACUCCAUGAGCUGGCGCAGUACGGCAUCAUCUAGCCAGCCCCUGAGCUCAGAAUUGAGGCGUGUGUCUCCUGGCAGCCCACGGAGGUGUCACUAUUUAUACAGAGGGUGAUGCAGCUGCUGUUGCGGCUCGUGACCAGAGCAGCCGGAAAAAGCUCUUUAAAAUAAACAUGCUCAGUUGAAUCUGC
Chelonia mydas (Green sea turtle) is the source of this 1063-nucleotide messenger RNA. It is a transcript of the gene PDE6G, whose product is annotated as phosphodiesterase 6G. Gene Ontology annotation, cellular component: photoreceptor outer segment membrane. Bases 648 to 911 code for a protein of 87 amino acids. The record is from RefSeq and is a predicted model, not a curated record. Gene Ontology annotation, biological process: positive regulation of G protein-coupled receptor signaling pathway; positive regulation of epidermal growth factor receptor signaling pathway; visual perception. Gene Ontology annotation, molecular function: cGMP binding; 3',5'-cyclic-nucleotide phosphodiesterase activity. Lineage: Eukaryota; Metazoa; Chordata; Testudines; Cheloniidae. The transcript is spliced from 4 exons.